Molecule: messenger RNA, 1864 nt
Organism: Amoebophrya sp. A25
Lineage: Eukaryota; Dinophyceae; Syndiniales; Amoebophryaceae
Source: the annotation of a GenBank genome assembly
GGAAGACCAAGUGCAGACUUCUUCUUCUGCAUAAAGAAAUGCUGCCAUUCCUAAGGAAAUCAGAGCACAACUCUUUCCACUAGUGAUGGCGGACGAGUGGGAUCUUCUUGUGGAUCUGCUUAACUAUAGCGAAGACUGGAGUGGAAGUGGUGUGGAACGCGGCGUCGACGCUUCUUUACAUUUUUAAGGGUUACCAGCACGUUUUUGCAUCUUCUCCCGUCACUAUCUUCCCUGAGCCGCCUUUUUCGAGUAAGUAGAAGAUAAGCCAAGCAGAAAGUAUUAAGGUAUUUACAACCACCAGAAAAUGCUCCUUUUUAGACGUUUUUCUUAGGAAAAACGUUGCAAUUGUGCAAUCAUCGUCAGCCGUCAAGAAUGUCUAAUAAUUGCAACCGCAUCAAGAGGUGGAGGUCGUGGGAGGAUCGUCAUGCACAGCGCAUGUGGCAAUAAUUCUGAAGCGUGUGGCGUCUCAGUUGCGCAAUGUCUCAAGUCCCUGGAUUUCGCACAAGCUGCGCAAAGAACUACUGGCGAGUCUUCAUUUUCUGGCAUUAAGGCAACGACCACAAGCUUCGCAAGCAAACAUGAAACAGGAAUAACUUCAACUACUCUUAACUCUGUAGUUUUUCACGAACGCCAGAAGUAGACCUUCUAGAUCGCCUCGAUCAUUCUUUUUUGAAGAGGAAAAAGAAGGCGUGAGGCCCUCAAGUAGAGAAGUUGAAAUAUCAUGAGGACACUUAAGGUUGGCACCUUGACUCCUCGUGCUGGGAACUCUGGGCUCCAAGUGGUGCUUAUGGUCCAGAGCCCGGACCACAUCCCCCACCCUCGUCGGUUAGCGUAUUGACCUACUGCCAUAAACUUCCUCCUCCCCACCAUUAUAGCGUGUGCGUUUCUGCUUAGCUUAUCUAUCUGCGGGGCUUGUGACGUUAAACCGCCUACAAUCUAAUCCAGCCAUCGUAUUCAUUUUUCAAGUUGGACGAAAGAAGCGUCGGAUUUUUUUCAUUUUCAAGGACAAGGAGAAGGCUCCUCGUCAAGGAAGAUGUGAUCAUACGGGAGUUCCAAAUUUCUAAGUGAACAUCAUACAUCCUUGGCCUCUCUUUCAAGGGGACCUCACCAAGAAGCGUCCCUCAACGAGCUGGCUUCUCCUUCUCUUUCAAGGGGACCUCACCAAGAAGCGUCCCUCAACGAGCUGGCUUCUCCUUCUCUUUCAAGGGGACCUGAGCAAGAAGCGUCCUCAAGGACUAGGAGAAGGCUCCUUGUCAAGAGAUCCAAAUUUCUAAUAUCCGAUCGACGCGUCUCUCACCUAGAAUAGCCGGAUGCUAAUAAGCGCGGCCAUUAGCUUUAUUUUUGACCUAUCUAUCACGUUUUGUUUCCCUCACGUUUUGUUUCCCUUUUCAUCUGGUUAUUUCCAAUUCCAAAUGAUAUAAGUUAUAGGAAAUCUGGUCUAUUAAGGCGUCCUCCUUUAUAGUUAUCCGUAUUAUCUUUAAGGGUAGGUUAAAGGUGCUUUUCUUGUUACCGUUCGUUAUGCCUCUCCUAAGGAGGUAAGCGAGCACCAACAGCCUACCUCUAGUAUUUAUUCCCAUGAACCCAGAUUCGUACUCUCUUCAGGGUGUACUUGCUGAUGCAUUGGCAUCAUUAGGCCAAUCUACAAUAAGUAGUAUAGCAAACCUUCUCACCAACAAAUCCCAACACCCAAACAGCAGGAAAGACGAUACACACAGAUGCGGAACUGAAGAGUCUGCUGUUGGACUACAUCUAGACUUCAUGAAAUAAGGGGCAAGUAGUAAUAGUUUUCUCAAUUCUUUGAAUUUCCAAGUCUAGGAAAAAGCGUCCCCGAACCGCUCGUCCGAGCUUUAAACGAGGAUCGUAA